GUCGCAGCAUGAAGAUGCCACAAAGAGUUCGCUGGCUGCUGGUGCUCAUCGCAGUGCUGCUGCUGCUGGUAGGCAGCAGCGAGGCGCGACGUAGCGGCUAUCGACUGCCACAGCUGCAAGGACGCAGCGCAGGAUCCACCAUGGCAGUAGAGGCAAAUGCAGCUGCAGCUGCAGUUCCAGACACUGCAAGCACUGGGCGAGAUUUUCUUAAGAAAUUCAUGCUGCUGCGUGGCAUGUUUCAGCAGCCGCCCAGCGACAAUGUCAUCGUGAUUACGCAGCCCUCCACGACGACAACGACAACGGCCACGCCCACGCCCACAACGACAACAACAACGACGACAACAACAACGACAAACAACAAUGCACGAGCCAUGGAUCGUGGCAGAAAGACGGAGGAGCAGGAGCAGGAGCAGGAGGAUAAUGUGGAAAUGGUCGAGCUGGCAGGGCCCACGAUGACAGGAGUCGAAGUGCAAGAUGGCUUGGACCUGCCAUCAAAUGAAGCACUGCCGCAGCGCAAGCAAACAUACAAACAACAAAAACUGAAGCUCAAAAAGAACUUUCAGCAGCAGCAGCAGCAG
Messenger RNA from Drosophila subobscura, 578 nucleotides. Its product is annotated as NAD-dependent deacetylase sir2A. The annotation marks the transcript as partial. The record is from RefSeq and is a predicted model, not a curated record. The transcript has 2 exons. NCBI's taxonomy places the organism in Eukaryota, Metazoa, Arthropoda, Insecta, Diptera, Drosophilidae.